ACGGCCGCGGCCACCGUCUCCCUCUCUCGUCUGUCUUUCAGUGUCCACCCAUACACAAACCAAACGCAAACACAGAGCGCGCACGGAGCACGAGGCUGCGCUAGCUGGCUGCCUCGAGCGACGACAUGGCCGACGCGAAUGGAUCAUCAUCGCCGUCGCCGCAGCACUCGUCCGGCGGCCAGGCCGUGACCGGCGACUUCGUGGCGGUGCCCGGGGCCGGCCCGCACGGGUCGUUCCAGGCGCUGCUCGCGUCCGUGGGCGGCCACGCCCCGCCGGGCGCCGCCCCGGCGAACGUCCUGCCGCAGCACCAGUACCAGCAGUACCACCACCAGCUGUUCGGGCCCGUCGGCGCGCUGAUCCAGGCGCCGCCGCAGCCAAUGCCCCUCCGGGUCCAGCCCCCGUCGCCGGCCCUGCCGCCGCCGCACUGCGCCCAGUCCAACCUGCUGCUGCCCGCCGGGAGGCACUACUACCAGCACUGGCAGCCGCCGGCCCCGCAGAUCGGCGCCGCAGCGCAGCCGCAGGUCCCGAUGGGAGCAGGGGGUUUUGGGGACUGGACCAUGUAUAACGUUAACAGCAGCACGUUUGUGUCCGUCGCCUGCGGUAGCAGCAGCAGCGUCGUCCGCGGUAACAAUGGCUACCAUCAGAGCUCCAGGCUGUGCUCCGCCACGGCAUGGCCUAACUUCAGUCCGAGGAGCCCUUACGCUACUGUUUACCCUCAUGGCAUGCAGCAGGAUCACCAAGCUAUUACCUACCAUGGCAACAAUAACAAUCAGCAAGGUUCAGGCUUUGUAUCCAACUUCAGGGUGGAUCAACCAAUAUCUCCGGCGUCAAACAAUCACUCUCCUCCACAAUUAUUAGACGAGGCCACAUACACCAAAAGGGCGAAGAGGAACACCAUGCGCACCCAGAAGGGGAGGAAUUCAGAGGACCCGCCUGAGAUGGAAAGUGAAAACAGUGAUGUACUAGAUCACCCCAUGCUAGAUGAGAAUCACAACUUGAAUCAGGGCCAGGAAAUUUUCACUACUAGGUUCAACUGUAAAGACUACUAUAUGAUUGUGUGGAAGGAGUUGACCAACAGUGAUGUUGGAAAUAUUGGAAGAAUUGUACUGCCAAAGAGGGAUGCAGAGGCUAACCUUCCAGCUUUGCUUGAAAGGGAUGGCCUGAUACUCAAGAUGGAUGACUUGAAGCUUCCUGUUACAUGGAACUUUAAGUUCAGGUUCUGGCCUAACAACAAGAGCAGAAUGUAUGUCUUGGAAAGUACUGGAGAAUUUUCAAAGAACCAUAAUCUAGAGCCACAAGACACCUUCAUCAUCUACAAAAGCCUGGAGUCCGGCAAAUUUCUUGUCCGUGCGGAGAAGGUGACCGGGCAGUGCGCUACCUUACUCUGUCCGGAAUGCAAGGAGGAAGGCCGCAUAAACAAACAAUGCGGGUUCACCAGGAACCUGAACGCCAAGAAAAAAAGAACACCUAGAAGCAAUCACAAAAAAAGAAGAGGGAACACCAUGAAGCAUCGUCGAGAGAGUAUCACCCUAAAUUAUCAUCAUUGACAUGUUGUACCAUUGGAACUGAAUUUCAGACACAAGUCCUGCUGUAGGCCUUAGUAGCUGGUGAAUAGCUCUGGCCCCAAGAGAACAUCUUUCCAGUUUUUAGAUGACUUAAGUUUGCUUCACCGUGUAGCAGUUGGUGUUUUGUUAUGUAUUUGUAAGAAAAAUAAUUUGUUCUGUAGUGUUGUACCUCAUUCUGGAUGAUUCCCACCAUUUGUAGGAUGUAUGUUUGGCUCUGAAUCGAUCUGCUGAAUCUGUCAACAGAAUUGA
Messenger RNA from Hordeum vulgare subsp. vulgare (domesticated barley), 1814 nucleotides. Its product is annotated as putative B3 domain-containing protein Os04g0676650. Gene Ontology annotation, molecular function: DNA binding; DNA-binding transcription factor activity. Lineage: Eukaryota; Viridiplantae; Streptophyta; Magnoliopsida; Poales; Poaceae. Bases 126 to 1547 code for a protein of 473 amino acids. The transcript has 10 exons. The record is from RefSeq and is a predicted model, not a curated record.